AUGCCUGACAGAGUAACGCCAAAGGCUCAUAGGAACAUGAAGAAAGGAUACGGUCUCUGCAAAGAAGGUUAUGUCAAUAAUAUUGAAGUCAAGGCAAACGUCCAAUGUAAAAUUCAAUUAUUUCCGGUGACAGCUCGAGUUAGUUCAUCAAUGAAGAGU
This is a messenger RNA of Paramuricea clavata, 159 nucleotides long. NCBI's taxonomy places the organism in Eukaryota, Metazoa, Cnidaria, Anthozoa, Malacalcyonacea, Plexauridae. The record is from the annotation of a GenBank genome assembly.